AUGGGCGUCCCCAGCAGCCACCCCUCGAGCGUGGCAGCCAUCAAGAUACUGCAGGAGAAGAACCCAAAAGUGGUCUCGUCUUUGGGCGGCGGCGAUUGGUUCAGCGGGCUGCCUGUCGACAAGUACCGGUACGUUCCUUACAACGGCGCGGCAUCGCAGGAGCAGAUCUCGUGGCUCCGCGGGGCGCUGAAGGCCGCGUGCGAAGCGGGGCGGAGCGUGCUGAUAUUCACACACGUGCCCCUCUAUCAGCCCGCGACAAACCCGAGACGGUGGCGUGGAACGCAGACGAGAUCCUGUGCGCCGUCCACGACUACAGCAGCACCGUGA
Molecule: messenger RNA, 327 nt
Organism: Prorocentrum cordatum
Lineage: Eukaryota; Dinophyceae; Prorocentrales; Prorocentraceae
Source: the annotation of a GenBank genome assembly